CGCCUCCCUCCUCAUCCGCAUUCAGCUGCCAGUUUACUACCUCUGCCUAGAAAUAUUUACUUACUAGGCUACUACUACUACUCCUACUACUAGUAUUAGGCAAAAGGAAUCUAUGAAAACCCCUGCGUCAUUUGAUUUGCAGCGUGCGCAUAGAAACUCACUUUAAAACACCAGGACUUGUUUCCAGAGCAGAAUUACGCAGUCUGGGUCGCUUCCUUUGCGUCUUUUCCUAAGCAUUUUUGCCUUCUUAGCGUUUUAGGUUUUAGGUUUUUGCUUUUUUUAUUGUUUAAAAUGUACCAGUCUUUGCGGAAGUUCUUUUUCACGGAUUGUCAUUGCGCACAAGAUGCAUCCAAAACGUACGAGGAGCUGUUCGCCAAACUGGACACGAAUAAAGAUGGAAAAGUGGAUGUGUCUGAGCUGCGAGAAGGCCUGGCCGCGAUGGGGUUCAAGGCUGGAAAAGGAGCCGCACAGAAAAUCGUUUCCUCCGGAGACAAGGACAAAGACGAGGGCCUGGACUUUGAGGAGUUUUCCAAAUAUCUGAAGGAACACGAGAAGAAGCUGCGACUCACGUUCAAGAGUCUGGACAAAAACAACGACGGUCAAAUCGAUUUCAUGGAGAUAAAGCAGUCGCUGGCCGAUCUGGGUUUGGACAUCAGUAAAGAGGAGGCGGAGAAGAUUCUACAGAGUAUCGAUGUGAACGGCACCAUGACUGUGGACUGGUCCGAGUGGAGAGAGCACUUCCUGUUUAACCCGGCCACAAACCUGCAGGAAAUCAUCCGCUACUGGAAACACUCCACGGUGCUGGACAUCGGGGACAGUCUGACCAUCCCGGAUGAGUUCACGGAGGAGGAGAAGACCUCGGGGCUGUGGUGGAAGCAGCUCUCUGCAGGAGCCAUGGCCGGAGCCGUGUCCAGGACGGGGACGGCCCCUCUGGACAGGAUGAAGGUCUUCAUGCAGGUCCACGCGUCCAAAAGCAACAAGAUCAGCCUGGUGGGCGGGUUCAAGCAGAUGUUAAAAGAGGGCGGAGUCACGUCUCUGUGGAGAGGCAACGGCAUCAACGUCCUCAAGAUCGCCCCGGAGACGGCCAUCAAGUUUAUGGCCUAUGAGCAGUACAAGAAGCUUCUCUCCAGUGAACCCGGGAAAGUCAAAACACACGAGAGGUUUAUGGCCGGAUCUUUGGCCGGAGCCACGGCGCAGACGGCAAUUUAUCCCAUGGAGGUGAUGAAAACCCGGCUCACGUUGAGGAAAACCGGGCAGUACUCGGGAAUGUUCGACUGCGCCAAGAAGAUCCUGAAGAGAGAAGGAGUGAAAGCUUUUUACAAAGGCUACGUCCCAAACAUCUUAGGCAUUAUCCCGUACGCCGGCAUCGACCUGGCCAUCUACGAGUCCCUGAAGAACAUGUGGCUGUCUCGUUACGCCAAAGACACGGCCAACCCCGGGGUCCUGGUGCUUCUCGCCUGUGGCACCAUCUCCAGCUCCUGUGGGCAGAUCGCCAGCUACCCCCUCGCCCUCGUCCGCACACGCAUGCAGGCGGCAGCGUCUGUGGAGGGCUCGGAGCAGAUGCCGAUGGGCCGGAUGGUGAAGAAGAUCGUGGCGAAAGAGGGAUUCUUUGGACUUUACCGCGGGAUUCUCCCAAACUUCAUGAAGGUUAUCCCAGCUGUGAGCAUCAGUUACGUGGUCUACGAGUACAUGCGCUCAGGCCUGGGUAUACAGAAGUAACCGACCAAUCAGGAGCCGAGGAGACAUCACAUGUUUACCCCUUUUACAAAGAUUCAACGGAGCCAUAAUAAAUCUGUCGUUUUUUGUUUUUUUUUACAUUUUGAGGUUCUACGUGUUGUUUACAAAGAGCAGCUUUAAAAUGAAAUGUGUGGCUCGAGUCGCCGUAGUCAGUGUAGUAGUGAGUGUUUGUAAAAAAAAUAUUAGCAAUGUACAGUUAGUUAAAGCCCCAUCGCGUAACUUUUUAACUGAAAAAUAGACUUGAGGAAAAGUUUUUUGUUUUUUUUUUCAUUUUGGAUGUUUUUUAUUCCAUUCAAAUAUGUGUCCGUACUGUGCGUGGGCUUGCAUCUCCACAAACCUGACUAUUAUUUGAUCUCUUCCUGCUUGUUUCCAUGGAAAUCUUGUUCUUUUGGCUAAAAUAUCCCACAGUAUGACAUAAAACUCCACAAAAAAAUGUUCUGAAGCGUGGUUUUAACUUUAUAUUUCCAUGGAAUCGUGCAGGUGACGUGCCACCUCCAGAAAGUUACGCGGUGUGGCUUUAAACUGCAAAAUACAAGUGAUUUAUGAGUCAUUUUGAAUAAUUAUAACACUAUACGUUAGUGUUUGUUGGUGUUAAAAAGUCCAUGAUGCACCUUGUCAUGGUUUAUACACAAUUAUUUAAACUUUUUAGAGCCACUAUUGGACGACACUUUUUAUUUGUUGUAAUUAGAGAUCGACAGAUACGGGGUUUUUCACGAUGCAGAUUGUUUAAAAUCCAGCUCUGCCCAUACAUAACAAUGAUUUAAAUGAAUGUAAAUUUACUCCAAACUCACUCACAGCUCUUUUUUUUUUUACCACAAACCUAUAAAAAAAGCUGUUUUAUGCAGUUAUUUCUUGCACUAAAACUAAAUGUCGCCCUCUGCUGGACAUUUAAUGCCAGUGAUGGGAAGAAAACUUGGAAAAUGUAUUUACAAAAAACUGAAAACCUGCAUUAAAAUGGAUUUUGCAGCAUAUUCUGAUACAGAGUCCAAACAGAGUACUGGGUUGUGAACAUUUUGAACACUUUUUACGCAGAGUUGCAUUUAAAUUAUAUCGUAAACACACGACGUAGGAUUAAAAAUAGCUUUAUAUCUCUUUCACCGUUUGUUCUGUAUUCAUUUUUCAGUGAUCAGAGAAGGAAAAAUCUCACAUGUCUCACUACAAGAGCUGUGUUUAUGCUUUUUCUCACUGAUUUUGUGCAGUUUGAAGCCAAAAUAUGCCAUCACUUACCGUCAUGUAUUUCUUUUAUUUUAGGAAAGUAACUCUAUUCUGGCCCAGUUACUUUUUUACUCAAAAUUAGUAUUCAGAAAAUGUAUAGCCGAGGUGCUAAAAAGGGCAAGCGAGUGCUAACAGGAGGUAUUACACUGACUACGGAAUUGUACAAUCAUAUUUCUAUAUUUGUAACAAACACAACUUUUGACACGUGUUUCAACCAAAGUAAUGAACCUGGGAAAACGUAAUAUGCAAUUAGUUAAAGAAAGUGUAGUAAAGACGUCCAAAAGUUAAACGUUUUGUUUAAAAGUUUCCAUUUUUGAAGGUUUAACGGGCCCGUAUUAUGCUAUUUUCUGAUCUAUGUUGUAAUGUUGUUUCUUCAUCACAAACAUUUCCAAUCUCUUUGAGCUUUGGAGCCGUAAAAGGCGACUUAAACACACGUGAAUGAAACAAAACACAACUCCAGGUGUGUUUUUGAUGAGGUAACAACAUUAAAACAUGACUUAAACAUCACAAGAGUAAAUUCUUCUUAAUAUAGGACCUUUAAAAACCAGAAAACAAACGUGCAAUACUGUAUUUCCAUCUAAAUGCUGUUGUUUGAGGUGGGCCAUAUUUUUAACGUGCCUUGUUAUGUCAUUGUCCCUAUGAUUAUAAAGCCUUUGGUUUGUUAGAAAAUGUUUACUUUAAUAAAAAUAUUGACAUUUU
Molecule: messenger RNA, 3651 nt
Organism: Periophthalmus magnuspinnatus
Lineage: Eukaryota; Metazoa; Chordata; Actinopteri; Gobiiformes; Gobiidae
Product: calcium-binding mitochondrial carrier protein SCaMC-1-like
Exons: 10
Coding region: 292-1719 (475 amino acids)
Biological process (GO): transmembrane transport
Cellular component (GO): mitochondrial inner membrane
Molecular function (GO): calcium ion binding; ATP transmembrane transporter activity
Source: RefSeq, a predicted model, not a curated record